AUUUUACCGGCUCAUGUGCGCCUCAGUUUAUAUAUAGACAUAGAGUUGCUAAUAUGCUCGCUGGGAGAGCAGUGUGUAGAGGGUCGCAGCAACGAUGCAUAGUCGAAACCCGUAGGUUAUCCAGCAGCCUUGCAGAAAGUGUAAACCAUGAGGUGUUGCGCAUUUGCAGCCUUUGGGGAAACAGGGAGCCCAGGGUGUCUGCUGGGUCUACACGUGCCGACAAUGAUGUGAUGCUUCUAGCUGCUAGACACCUAGGUCUCCCGGAUUCCGAGCAUUUAUGGAACAUACCGCCUCAGUGCGGCCCUACGAAACUGCAUAACUCAGGAUACCAGAGCCGCAUUGUCUACCAGGAGACUGUAGGCGUCGGCCGUGAUGGUAACCAAAAUGAUAUUUGGCUUGGCCAUGCACGGUUUCGUGGGUAUCUCGCCAUCGCAUUAGAUCAUAGAUCCGUGGAUAGACUGUAUAACGGUAGUACAGUGGAUCCAAUCAGCGCAGAAAUGCGAAAGGAUCAUGAAGCCGAUACGAACUCAGAUGGCAAUGCUGAAUUGCCGGAUACACCAGAGCAGGAUACUCAUAGUACUAUAUUCGUGUUUCCAUACACUCGUAACAACUCAGAAGCCAUUGUUCGUACACUAUCGCGAUAUCAACGGUCACUCAGUGAAUCUGACCUUUUGAGCCUGAUAUACCUAUGCGGAUCAACUGGCAGUAGUAGGGCACUACGCCUACUAGGGGAUAUAUUAGGCGAGACGUGCCGUGGAAAAGAAACCCCUAGCGCUAUACACCGCGUGGAAGAGCACGCGUGGCCGUGGAUGACCCAUGAAGGAACGAAAAAUGAUGUCGCAAGGUUCAGCCUGCCGCUGGUUCUAGAUGCACUUUCAUGUGCCGCAAUCAUACACUAUACGUUCCACAAGGAAAGUGUGAUUUUCGACCACGUAGCCUCAGAACUGCAGAAGGUGGACUCCAUGGUUAAACAUAACAUCAAUUCCCCAACUGACUCCUUGAAGCUACUGGAUGAAGCUAUACUAACCCGUAUAGUGCAUCUGCUAGUGCUCAAACGCAAUUUUUCACAACUUAACUGCGACCACAUACGCGCGUUCAGUGACUUUGUUUGCGAUAGGUUACACCGCAUCGACGCCAGGAGUAUCGCUAACAUAUCAUUCUCAUUGGGGCAUUCGAAGCACCUGGAUGAGUUCUGGAUGUUCAUGAUGGCCAAGCGAAUACAAGACAACCCACAGGAGUUUGGGCCUGAUGAAUUAACCGCUAUCAUGGACGCAUAUAGUAAUGCUUGCCUGGAAGAUCACGAGUUCUACGGUACGCUCUGCCAACAGGUUUGCAGUAACUUUGACCAGUACCGCAUACAGCAUUUGGCAAUCAUAUUGCGUUCCUUAGCACGCGUGCGAGUACGCGACGAGCUGCUCUUGUCACAUACACUGGAAAAGCUCGCGGCUCAGUUGACCCAGGUACCACACAGCAGGGACCUGGAUAAGGAAUUUGGAUAUGUUGUUGCCAACUGCCUCGUCGCAGCCGGUGACCUGGAUUACUCAGGUGAUUGCAAUUUUGAUUCCAUGUGGAAUCUACUGGCAUACAGGAUCAAACAGUCCUCAUUCGAUAUAUGCGCCAUUAACUGGCUGCCGCUGGCUGCAAUGACAUUUGCAAGCAGGACGGCACUGCAAGUAUUCAUGCCAAUAUGGCUUCGCCACGUGGCGCACACCAUACAGAAGUUAAGGUCCAAGACAUAUGUUCUGACGAUACAGCGCCGCCACCAUCUGGUAAGACAUGUAUUCAGGUUGGGGAUACUGCCACGGCAGUUACUGCCCAGACAGGCACAGCGAGUGUUGGACGAUAUCUGCGACACUGAAUAUGUAUCUGGUAAGGUACCCGAGGAAUUUACACCGGAAAGUUCCACAUUUCACCUGGAAGUGUGUGCCUGUUUAAGAGCAUUGGAUGUUGCACAUCAGCGCGAGAUCCGCAUCGUGCCAUUUGUCAUGGACAUUGUCGUGCCGCCAAAGAGGGAAUACUGCAUAAAACCAGCACGAAUCUGUGAAGCUUUAAGACUCUCGGAUAAGGCAAGAAGCGGGCAGAUCGACGAACUCAGCGCAGCAGGGUUUAGACUCAAGUACACACGCCAUUCGCCCAACCACCGCAGACGGAAACAAGAAGUAUACGUAUUUGAUAAAGGAGAUGGAUGAAAUCACAUCGUAUCGCAACAGGCACCAUCAGGCCUACCUGGAGCGUAAAAACGCUGCAGAGAAGCAGGGGGAUACCGACACACCGAAGGUAUCAGAAGAUAAACCGAUCGUAGAUCCUCCCGCGCCAGUACCAGACACGAGAAUCAAGGAAGACGACGUACAGGACUUGCAGAUGAAUGAUUUGGAGCAGCUAGGUGACCCGUUAUACGAAUCAUCAGUUGCCCUGGCACGUAGUCUACAGGAUGAACUAAAUCCACCUCCACCCCAAGAAGAACCCGUAAGAGAACCUGAUGGAGUCUAUCAAG
Molecule: messenger RNA, 2494 nt
Organism: Babesia bovis T2Bo
Lineage: Eukaryota; Apicomplexa; Aconoidasida; Piroplasmida; Babesiidae
Exons: 3
Coding region: 54-2189 (711 amino acids)
Source: RefSeq, a predicted model, not a curated record